GCAAUCCUUUUGUUAUCCAUAAUAGUAUUUAUAUUCAUUCCUCUUUUUACUUUAACACUCAAUAAUCUAACACUACUUCCAGGCCUUCUCCCCAACAGCAGAGAAGACUCAUUCUUAUAACUCGAUUCAGAUACGCGAUAGAACCUCUAUAUAUGCUGAGAACCAGCUCGAGUCUCCGCCCGGAUGAUCUUUUUCGUCUUGAUAUCUAUUAUACUACUUUUUUCUAUACAAUGUUCUUCCAAAACCCGAAUGCUUAAGCGUUUGCGAUAUUUAUUUUAUUUAUUUUCAGUCUUCAUUUUCUCUACGACUUUCUAUAUAUGCUCUAUCCCCAGCCGUAUUCAUGUCGAAACCCUUCGCUCUCCAGAUUGCGCUGAUAUAUCAUUCUCGACGUACCAAAAGACACAAACAAAUCUGCAUAUCAAGCUCAACGGCCACCAACAUGCUAGUGCUAUAUCCUCGUCACACAGGGAUUUCAUGAAUAGCAUCAUCACUUCCUCGAUACAAAUAUGGUUCACCUCGAUCAUCCACGAUAUACAUACCCGCACAAACAGUCGAAAUAUACAUAGAUAUCUAUAAAACCAAACCACACAACCCACACAUGUACAUAAUACAACCCCCAAC
Molecule: messenger RNA, 621 nt
Organism: Aspergillus pseudonomiae
Lineage: Eukaryota; Fungi; Ascomycota; Eurotiomycetes; Eurotiales; Aspergillaceae
Exons: 1
Coding region: 184-576 (130 amino acids)
Source: RefSeq, a predicted model, not a curated record